Molecule: messenger RNA, 15417 nt
Organism: Coregonus sp. 'balchen'
Lineage: Eukaryota; Metazoa; Chordata; Actinopteri; Salmoniformes; Salmonidae
Source: the annotation of a GenBank genome assembly
AUGUUCCCCUCCCUGAUUUGUCUCUUUCUGUGUAACAUCACUACAGUCAUGGAGCUGGAGCACUUUGACGAGCGGGAGAAAGCCCAGAGAAACACCCGCAGAGGCUCCAGGAACAACGGGCUGCCGAGCCCCUCUCACAGCGCCCACUGUAGUCUGUACAGGACCCGGACACUGCAGUCCCUGGCCUCGGAGAAGAAGGCCAAGAAGGUCCGCUUUUAUCGCAACGGAGACCGCUACUUCAAAGGGAUUGUCUACGCUAUUUCCCAGUACAGGUUCCGGUCUAUAGACGCCCUGUUGGCCGAUCUGACCCGCUCCCUGUCAGAUAAUGUGAACCUGCCACAGGGGGUUCGGACCAUCUACUCUAUUGAUGGGACCAAGAGAAUAUCAGGCAUGGAGCAGCUGGAAGAAGGUAAGCUAACCCUUAACCUUAACCCUACCCUAAGGGUUGGGAUGAGACAGUAUGGAGCAGCUAACCCUAAGGGAUGGGAUGGGACAGUAUUGAGCAGCUAACCCUAAGGGAUGGGACAGUAGCAGUCUGAGAACAAAAUAAGUAGUGCAUUUUUCUAGGUUUCCCACUGUACAAUGAGUGACCUGCUCCAGUAGGCCUACAUGCUAGUAUAUUUCCAGUAGGUCUGUAAACUCUUAUCAUCUAAAUCUCAUAGCUGUGUCAUUAUGUGGUGCAUGCAGUGAGGUGAGUCCGUGGUUGCUGUGACCAUGUAGGCCUAUCUCUGUGUGUUGCCUACCUGCAGGAGAGAGCUAUGUGUGUGGCUCCAUAGAGCCAUACAAGAAGCUGGACUACACUAAGAAUGUAAACCCCAACUGGUCAGUUGGAGUGAAGACAGCUGCGGCUGCCUCUGCGCGUGGUUCCCCCUCCCUGGGCAGUGCCAAGGCUGGGACUCCGGAGACCAGGGAGAGUAAGGACUUCAUCCGGCCCAAACUGGUCACAAUCAUCCGCAGCGGGGUGAAGCCUCGUAAGGCCGUCCGCAUCCUCCUCAACAAGAAGACGGCCCACUCCUUCGAACAGGUCCUCUCUGACAUCACAGACGCCAUCAAGCUGGACUCUGGGGUCGUCAAGAGACUGUACACCGUGGACGGGAAGCUGGUAGGUUAUGAAUUACGGUUGUAUUAGUGAAGUUACUGCCUGGUUCUCAGGUGUAGCUUUCCCCACAGACUCAGAGGGAUGGGCUAUAAGGCAAUUAGCAGAGUUAGAAGCAGGUUUCUGGGACUCAGUCUGCUGUGUUGACAUCCCAGUCAGUAGGCGUUUCAGGAGCACAGUUUCACUGAGACAUUUUCACACAUUAACCAAUGGAUGAUCUUUAAAUAUUUUUGAAGUAUAGCCUUUAUGACCAGAUUACUAUAUGGUAUAAAUCCCGUGAACACAGACCUUUAACACACAGAGUCCUGAACACAGGAUUACUAGAGAGAGUCAAUAUGAGAAGUAAUGAGAAAGAGGCAAGAAGAGUUGGGAAACAUGUUGUUUAGUUGGGAUAUGCCUAUUAAUAGUCAGUCUCCUCUUUUAUACUGGUUCUAUCAAAGAAACUCCGAUGUAGUUUUCCAUUUUUCUCUCCUGGACGGUUUCUAUGGUGAUCUGGUUGCCUGGGCUGGUUGCUAAGGAACAGCCUCUGCGGCAGAGUGGUGCAGUGGGAGUGUUGUGUGUGUGUGGCUCAGUGUUGCAGAACAGUGUGAAUGUCAGUGCUAUUGGGGAAGACUAGAGAAUGGUGCAGGGUACUCGUCUGGCCCAGACAUGACCAGGAGAUAGUAGCUGUAUAUUCCAUCAUCAAUAUCAUGCAGAUGAAAUGCAUUCCGGGAUUCAUCUGUAAUGUUUGCGGUUCAUCCUGUUCAUCCAGUUCAGUUUAACUUCACUGUCUCAUUAAAUAAUGAUGGUAGAAUUAGAAAGUAUUGACAAGAGUUCUCCAGACGCACUUCCGGUUCAAUAUCAUUGUUUCUCCAGUUGAUGAUUUAUGAGGCCAAUAUGCUCUCUGUUAUGCUAAGUGAGACUAAUGGAGUUCAGUGUUGGGCUAUAGAGUACAGUUCUAUACAGUGGGUAUCAGGGUUGGGCUAUACAGUACAGUUCUAUACAGUGGGUAUCAGGGUUGGGCUAUACAGUACAGUUCUAUACAGUGGGUAUCAGGGUUGGGCUAUACAGUACAGUUCUAUACAGUGGGUAACAGGGUUGGGCUAUACAGUACAGUUCUAUACAGUGGGUAACAGGGUUGGGCUAUACAGUACAGUUCUAUACAGUGGGUAUCAGGGUUGGGCUAUACAGUACAGUUCUACACAGUGGGUAUCAGGGUUGGGCUAUACAGUACAGUUCUAUACAGUGGGUAACAGGGUUGGGCUAUACAGUACAGUUCUAUACAGUGGGUAACAGGGUUGGGCUAUACAGUACAGUUCUAUACAGUGGGUAUCAGGGUUGGGCUAUACAGUACAGUUCUAUACAGUGGGUAACAGGGUUGGGCUAUACAGUACAGUUCUAUACAGUGGGUACAGGGUUGGGCUAUACAGUACAGUUCUAUACAGUGGGUAACAGGGUUGGGCUAAUACUAUACAGUGGGUAACAGGUUGGGCUAUACAGUACGUUCUAUACGUGGGUAUCAGGGUUGGGCUAUACAGUACAGUUCUAUACAGUGGGUAACAGGGUUGGGCUAUACAGUACAGUUCUAUACAGUGGGUACAGGGUUGGGCUAUACAGUACAGUUCUAUACGUGGGUAUCAGGGUUGGGCUAUACAGUACAGUUCUAUACAGUGGGUAACAGGGUUGGGCUAUACAGUACAGUUCUAUACAGUGGGUAACAGGGUUGGGCUAUACAGUACAGUUCUAUACAGUGGGUAUCAGGGUUGGGCUAUACAGUACAGUUCUAUACAGUGGGUAACAGGGUUGGGCUAUACAGUACAGUUCUAUACAGUGGGUAACAGGGUUGGGCUAUACAGUACAUUCUAUACAGUGGGUAUCAGGGUUGGGCUAUACAGUACAGUUCUAUACAGUGGGUAACAGGGUUGGGCUAUACAGUACAGUUCUAUACAGUGGGUAACAGGGUUGGGCUAUACAGUACACUAUACAGUGGGUAACAGGGUUGGGCUAUACAGGACAGUUCUAUACAGUGGGUAACAGGGUUGGGCUAUACAGUACAGUUCUAUACAGUGGGUAACAGGGUUGGGCUAUACAGUACAGUUCUAUACAGUGGGUAAUCAGGGUUGGGCUAUACAGUACAGUUCUAUACAGUGGGUAACAGGGUUGGGCUAUACAGUACAGUUCUAUACAGUGGGUAACAGGGUUGGGCUAUACAGUACAGUUCUAUACAGUGGGUAUCAGGGUUGGGCUAUACAGUACAGUUCUAUACAGUGGGUAACAGGGUUGGGCUAUACAGUACAGUUCUAUACAGUGGGUAACAGGGUUGGGCAUAUACAGUUACUAUACAGUGGGUAUCAGGGUUGGGCUAUACAGUACAGUUCUAUACAGUGGGUAACAGGGUUGGGCUAUACAGUACAGUUCUAUACAGUGGGUAACAGGGUUGGGCUAUACAGUACUAUACAGUGGGUAACAGGGUUGGGCUAUACAGUACAGUUCUACACAGUGGGUAACAGGGUUGGGCUAUACAGUACUAUACAGUGGGUAACAGGGUUGGGCUAUACAGUACAGUUCUAUACAGUGGGUAACAGGGUUGGGCUAUACAGUACAGUUCUAUACAGUGGGUAACAGGGUUGGGCUAUACAGUACAGUUCUAUACAGUGGGUAACAGGGUUGGGCUAUACAGUACAGUUCUAUACAGUGGGUAACAGGGUUGGGCUAUACAGUACAGUUCUAUACAGUGGGUAACAGGGUUGGGCUAUACAGUACAGUUCUACACAGUGGGUAACAGGGUUGGGCUAUACAGUACUUCUAUACAGUGGGUAACAGGGUUGGGCUAUACAGUACAGUUCUAUACAGUGGGUAACAGGGUUGGGCUAUACAGUACAGUUCUAUACAGUGGGUAACAGGGUUGGGCUAUACAGUACUAUACAGUGGGUAACAGGGUUGGGCUAUACAGUACAGUUCUAUACAGUGGGUAUCAGGGUUGGGCUAUACAGUACAGUUCUAUACAGUGGGUAACAGGGUUGGGCUAUACAGUACAGUUCUAUACAGUGGGUAACAGGGUUGGGCUAUACAGUACAGUUCUAUACAGUGGGUAACAGGGUUGGGCUAUACAGUACAGUUCUAUACAGUGGGUAACAGGGUUGGGCUAUACAGUACAGUUCUAUACAGUGGGUAACAGGGUUGGGCUAUACAGUACAGUUCUAUACAGUGGGUAACAGGGUUGGGCUAUACAGUACAGUUCUACACAGUGGGUAACAGGGUUGGGCUAUACAGUACAGUUCUAUACAGUGGGUAACAGGGUUGGGCUAUACAGUACAGUUCUACACAGUGGGUAACAGGGUUGGGCUAUACAGUACAGUUCUAUACAGUGGGUAACAGGGUUGGGCUAUACAGUACAGUUCUAUACAGUGGGUAACAGGGUUGGGCUAUACAGUACAGUUCUAUACAGUGGGUAACAGGGUUGGGCUAUACAGUACAGUUCUACACAGUGGGUAACAGGGUUGGGCUAUACAGUUAUACAGUGGACAGGGUUGGGCUAUCACGUUCUACAAGUGGGUAACAGGGUUGGGCUAUACAGUACAGUUCUAUACAGUGGGUAUCAGGGUUGGGCUAUACAGUACAGUUCUAUACAGUGGGUAACAGGGUUGGGCUAUACAGUACAUUUACACAGUGGGUAACAGGGUUGGGCUAUACAGUACAGUUCUAACAGUGGGUAACAGGGUUGGGCUAUACAGUACAGUUCUAUACAGUGGGUAACAGGGUUGGGCUAUACAGUACAGUUCUAUACAGUGGGUAACAGGGUUGGGCUAUACAGUACAGUUCUAUACAGUGGGUAACAGGGUUGGGCUAUACAGUACAGUUCUACACAGUGGGUAACAGGGUUGGGCUAUACAGUACAGUUCUAUACAGUGGGUAUCAGGGUUGGGCUAUACAGUACAGUUCUAUACAGUGGGUAACAGGGUUGGGCUAUACAGUACAGUUCUAUACAGUGGGUAUACAGGGUUGGGCUAUACAGUUACAGUUCUAUACAGUGGGUAACAGGGUUGGGCUAUACAGUACAGUUCUAUACAGUGGGUAUCAGGGUUGGGCUACUAUGCUAUACAGUGCUUGGCAAUUCUAUCUGACUGGUGUUUCACUGUUAGGCGUGUGCGUGUGUGCCUGUUGACCUUGACUGGGCCUCUCAUUGGUGUUUGUGCAAUCAGUCUACACACAGGGACUCUGCUAUUGUUCAGACAGUGCCAGACUAGGACCGUGAUUCAUUCCAAUCGCACCUGUCGACAGUGUGCCAUUUAAAGGCUAUUUCUAUUUGAGCCGACAUCUACAGCGUUUACCACAAAUGCAAUAUCUGCAAGCGUGGUGAUGUUGCCUUUAAAAACCUAAUUGUUGACAGCGUUAUACGGAUUGAAACCCGGCCUAGAACUAAUAUGUUUUCUGAACAUCAGCUGGGAAGUUGACCUGUUGACAUGAUCUGUCUGGGGUGAAAAUACAACAACUUACAGCUGAGAAUACUGGACUAAUGUGAGUACUGUAAGCUGAGUGGUGAAUUGAGCUUUGCUUCAUAUAGUGUAGUGUUGCUAAGUGGCUGACUCCACAGUAACUGUGUGUUAGGGAACUGCUACAGCACAGCAAUGGAGCUACAUACUGUUGUGCUGACUUGCAGCUCUGAAGCCAGUUAUCAUUCAUCUCCUCCAUUGCAGCUGCAGCCUGUGUCCCAAAUGACACCCUAUUCCCAAUAUAGUGCACCACUUUUCCAUUUGGGAUGCAGUUGUAGUAAUAUAGUAGCCAGCUGGAACUCUGCUCAGCUCUUCAUAAACACCCAGUGAGAUUUACAUACUGGUUAUUGGCUCAUUUCAGACAUCCAGAAGUGUGAUUACUUAAUCUGUUUGAUUAGUGUUACGUUGACGUUCUGUUACUGAUUGCUCCUGUAAUCAUAUUCAAUCUGACUACUUGUACCUGUUAUUGAUAUGAAUACAUUCCCCCUCCCCUCCACACGCAUCUCUGAUAAUGGACAUUCCUGCUUGACAUACUGUAGCAGUCUGUCUAAUGUCUCUCAAUAAUGAAUGAACAGAUCUAAGACAGAUACUAGCCUGUCUCUGAAACAGUAGCUUGUCGCUGAAACAGCUUGUCAGUAGCCUUUUUUUGAAACAUUACAUUUAAGUAAUUUAGCAGACGCUCUUAAUGAGGUUUAAGUGCCUUGCUUAAGGGCACAUCAACAGAUGUUUCACCCUGUUAGCUCCGGGAUUCGAACUAGCGAGCUUUUGGUAACAGGCCCAACUCUCUUAACCGCUAGGCUACCUGCCGCCCUACAGCCUGUCAGUAGCUUGUUUCUGGAACAGCCUGUCAGUAGCUUGUCUCUGAAAAAGUCUGUCUCUGAAACAGCCUGUCUUUGGAAAAGCCUAUCUCUGAGUGGGAGGCAUUUAAUUCCAGUGGGAAUGUUGUAGGUAUGAGUCAGUAUUUUUCUUGUACAUGCAUUAGGACUGUAGGUCUAUAUGACUGUCUGGGAGGAGGGAGGGAGGAGAGGCGGGUAGAGGGGGGCAGAGGGGGCAGGGAGAGUGGAGGGAUACGGGGGAGGGGGUGAGGAGGUGGGAGAAGCGGGGAGGGGGAGAGGGAUGCGCGGAGGAGGGAGAGAGGAGGGGGAGUUAUACAGGGAAGGAGGAGAGGAAGGGUAUACAGGGAAGGGUGAGAGAGGAGGGGUAUACAGGGAAGGGGGAGAGGAGGGGUAUACAGGGAAGGGGGAGAGGAGGGGUAUACAGGGAAGGGGGAGAGGAGGGGUAUACAGGGAAGGGGGAGAGGAGGGGUAUACAGGGAAGGGGGAGAGGAGGGUCAGAAGGAGGGGUAUACAGGGAAGGGGAGGGGAUAGGGGGGGAGGAGGGGAUACAGGGAAGGGGGGAGAGGAGGGGUAUACAGGGAAGGGGGAGAGGAGGGGUAUAACAGGGAAGGGGGAGAGGAGGGGUAUACAGGGAAGGGGGAGAGGAGGGGUAUACAGGGAAGGGAAAGGAAAGAGAGGGAGAGGAGGGGUAUACAGGGAAGGGGAGAGGAGGGGUAUACAAAGGGAAGGGGGAGAGGAGGGGUAUACAGGGAAGGGGAGAGGAGGGGUAUACAGGGAAGGGGAGAGGAGGGGUAUACAGGGAAGGAGGAGAGGAGGGGUAUACAGGGAAGGAGGAGAGGAGGGGUAUACAGGGAAGGAGGAGAGGAGGGGUAUACAGGGAAGGAGGAGAGGAGGGGUAUACAGGGAAGGAGGAGAGGAGGGGUAUACAGGGAAGGGGGAGAGGAGGGGUAUACAGGGAAGGAGGAGAGGAGGGGUAUACAGGGAAGGAGGGAGAGAGGGGUAUACAGGGAAGGGGGGAGAGGAGGGGUACUACAGGGAGGAGGAGGAGAGGAGGGGUAUACAGGGAAGGGAGGAGAGGAGGGGUAUACAGGGAAGGGGAGAGGAGGGGUAUACAGGGAAGGAGAGGAGGAGGGGUAUACAGGGAAGGAGAGAGGAGGGGUAUACAGGGAAGGGAAGAGGAGGGGUAUACAGGAAGGAGGAGAGGAGGGUAUACAGGGAAGGAGGAGAGGAGGGGUUAUACAGGGAAGGUGGAGAGAGGAGGGUAUACAGGGAAGGAGGAAGGAGGGGUAUAGGGAGGAGAGAAACAGGGAAGGAGGAGAGGAGGGGUAUACAGGGAAGGGGGAGAGGAGGGGGAGGGAUACUGGGAGGGGGAGGGAUAAAGUUCAGAUGAAGGAGAGGAGAUUAGGACAGGAAGCCACUGGACUCUGGAGAGAUUCUGUCUGUUAGCCUCGGUAUCAGACCUGUUUGUGCUAUCAUUCCAAUCCUUGCCACUCCUUGUCAUAGACAAAACAUCAUCAUAAGUUUGGCAUAUGACAAGGAGUGGCAAUGAUUGGAAUGAUAGCACAAACAGGUCUGGUACCCAGUCUACCUGUCUGUGUCAUAUCAAUAAUGAAUAAGUAAUGUGAAGACUAGUUGUUUGUGGUAUCCUUGUUCCAGGUGACUGACAGUGUCUAGCUGUCUGUCUGUUCCAGGUGACAUGCCUUCAGGACUUCUUUGGUGACGAUGACAUCUUUAUGGCCUGUGGUCCAGAGAAGUUUCGCUACCAAGAUGACUUCCUCUUAGAUGAGAGUGGUGAGAUAGUUAUAAUAACAGUACCAUAACAUUUAAAUUAGAAUAUCAUGGGAGUAAUUAGUGUGUGUGUGUGUGUACUGUAGGUGUGUGUGUGUGGUAUCUGACGGUGUGUCCUCUCCCUCCAGAGUGUAGGGUGGUGAAGUCGACGUCAUACGGUCGGAUCUCCUCUCUGCAGGGACGCUACUCACCCAGAGGAGGAGGCUCACGCCGAAGCUCAGGCUCAGGUAUGGCCCUGUGAGUGUGUGUGUGUGUGUGUUUUUGUGCGUGCGUGCAUAAGUAAUUAAUCUACAGAAUCAACAACUUUUUCAGCAAUGUAUUUGUCCUUAUCAGCAACCAACUGAGUGAGGACUGUCUUUCUCUAACCUCUAACGUCUUGUGUCUGUACUGUAGCCAAUGGGACGGCAGGCAGUCAGCUGUCGACUCCUCGCUCUGGGAAGUCCCCCAGCCCCUCUCCUACCAGUCCUGCCAGCCUCCGACGACGCAGGGUAGGACCACACAAUGCUUUACUAAUACAAUCACAACGCUUUAUUAACAUAGGCCUAGAUUCAAUCAGAUCAAGAGUUAACCGGUAAUAGCCGGCACCCGCAUAGCUAAUGUUUUGGGCGGUGUCGGAGAUGUAACCGCAUUGGAGCUGUCAAAUCGGUGAGCAGCUGCUCUUGAUCAUUGUCACAAUACCACACCCAUCCCACUCCCAUUAGAAGUUCAGAGCGAGAAAGUGUAGGCUAUAGCCUACAGAAAUAAUGACACUCAAAUUAAAAACCAUUAAACAAAAUAAUGAGGAUUUCUAUCAUCCUAAUCAUUCCAGUGUUUGAACUUGUAAACAAGGCUGCAUGGGAUUUCUCUUAAUGCGACUCCGUUCAGCCAAUGGCAAUGGCCACUUUAGGUAUAAUUCCUGAAAAACGUGAAAAACGCAUGUCAAAAAUGUUAUAAAUUGAUUUGCAUUUUAAUGAGGGAAAUAAGUAUUUGACCCCUCUGCAAAACAUGACUUAGUACUUGGUGGCAAAACCCUUGUUGGCAAUCACAGAGGUCAGACAUUUCUUGUAGUUGGCCACCAGGUUUGCACACAUCUCAGGAGGGAUUUUGUUCCACUCCUCUUUGCAGAUCUUCUCCAAGUCAUUAAGGUUUCGAGGCUGAUGUUUGGCAACUCGAACCUUCAGCUCCCUCCACAGAUUUUCUAUGCGAUUAAGGUCUGGAGACUGGCUAGGCCACUCCAGGACCUUAAUGUGCUUCUUCUUGAGCCACUCCUUUGUUGCCUUGGCCGUGUGUUUUGGGUCAUUGUCAUGCUGGAAUACCCAUCCACGACCCAUUUUCAAUGCCCUGGCUGAGGGAAGGAGGUUCUCACCCAAGAUUUGACAGUACAUGGCCUCGUCCAUCGUCCCUUUGAUGCAGUGAAGUUGUCCUGUCCCCUUAGCAGAAAAACACCCCCAAAGCAUAAUGUUUCCACCUCCAUGUUUGACGGUGGGGAUGGGGUGUUCUUGGGGUCAUAGGCAGCAUUCCUCCUCCUCCAAACACGGCGAGUUGAGUUGAUGCCAAAGAGCUCGAUUUUGGUCUCAUCUGACCACAACACUUUCACCCAGUUCUCCUCUGAAUCAUUCAGAUGUUCAUUGGCAAACUUCAGACGGCCCUGUAUAUGUGCUUUCUUGAGCAGGGGGACCUUGCGGGCGCUGCAGGAUUUCAGUCCUUCACGGCGUAGUGUGUUACCAUUUGUUUUCUUGGUGACUAUGGUCCCAGCUGCCUUGAGAUCAUUGACUUGAUCCUCCCGUGUAGUUCUGGGCUGAUUCCUCACCGUUCUCAUGAUCAUUGCAACUCCACGAGGUGAGAUCUUGCAUGGAGCCCCAGGCCGAGGGAGAUUGACAGUUCUUUUGUGUUUCUUCCAUUUGUGAAUAAUCACACCAACUGUUGUCACCUUCUCAGCAAGCUGCUUGGUGAUGGUCUUGUAGCCCAUUCCAGCCUUGUGUAGGUCUACAAUCUUGUCCCUGACAUCCUUGGAGCGCUCUUUGGUCUUGGCCAUGGUGGGGAGUUUGGAAUCUGAUUGAUUGAUUGCUUCUGUGGACAGGUGUCUUUUAUACAGGUAACAAGCUGAGAUUAGGAGCUCUCCCUUUAAGAGUGUGCUCCUAAUCUCAGCUCGUUACCUGUAUAAAAGACACCUGGGAGCCAGAAAUCUUACUGAUUGAGAGGGGGUCAAAUACUUAUUUCCCUCAUUAAAAUGCAAAUCAAUUUAUAACAUUUUUGACAUCCGUUUUUCUGGAUUUUGUUGUGGUUAUUCUGUCUCUCACGGUUCAAAUAAACCUACCAUUAAAAUUAUAGACUGAUCAUUUCUUUGACAGUGGGCAAAUGUACAAAAUCAGCAGGGGAUCAAAUACUUUUUUCCCUCACUGUAUAGUCCCCUAUAUAUAGUCCCCUAUUGAUAGUCCCCUAUAGAUAGUCUAUAGAUGUCCAAACUGUCAACAUCCAUGUGUUCAAAAAGCAUUUUUGAUCUCUCCCUCCCUCAGAGUUCCCAACACAGUGGCUCCUCCCUGUCUCUAGCCUCCACCAAGGUGUGUAGCUCCAUGGAUGAGGGAGACGGAGCAGGUAGUGAAGGUAGUAGAGAGGACAUACUGUAUACAUGUUUAAGGGCAGCUUUUCCAUUGAGCAUGCUCUAGAAGGCAUUGCCUGUAUCCCAAAUUGCAACCUAUUCCCUUUAUAGUGCACUGCUUUUGACCAGUGCAGAAAAAAGUCAGUAAACAAAGUAAGUAAAAGUAGUGCACUGAAUAGGGGAUAGGGUGCCUAUGGGACAGAGACUUAGGCCUAGAUUCAAUCCGUAUCGCGGAAGUUCAGCACUAUAGCAUGACUGACAUUUAAAGGCAAUGUUCGCGGAGACUGCAUUUACGGUAAACGCUGCAUUUGUUGGCUCGAUUGGAAAUUACUUUUACAUUUAAAUAGCGCUAAUCUUCCUCGAUACAGAUUGAAUCUAGCUCUUAUUAAUCUAGGGACUGUGGAGUGGAGAGUGCAGUAGCAGACAUGACCGAACUCUCCUGUUUGCCUGGUUUGAUAGCGGAGCUGAACCUGCUGAGUGAUGAGUGUCCCUCCGUCCCUCCGUCCAUCGCUGAGAGGUACAAGGUGGGGAGGACUUUAGGUGACGGUACCUUUGCUGUGGUCAGAGAGUGUGUGGAGAGAUGUACCGGCAGAGAAUACGCCCUGAAGAUCAUCAACAAAGGCAAAUGUAGGGGAAAGGUGAGAACUACUCCGGCCCAGUUAUACCAAAAGCUACAAAGUAGUAAGGAAUCGCAGAGCUCUCUUUUUGUGGGUGUAUCUUUGAAACACGUCACAUUUGCUAAUAGCCUAUUCAGCAGGAUGUCAAAGCUAACUAGUGAGACCCUUCCGAUUGGUUAUCGAGGGGUCGCAUCACUGCCAAUUUGCAUAAACAUGGAUCUUGCUCAGCUCAUAGUAGAUAACCGUUAAGUCGCUGAAUGUUUCCUUGUGUCUCCUCCCCCCGUUGAAAUGACUGCAUGGUCUCCAGUAGUUUGAUAGUAGUAGUAUUAUUAUAUUAUUAUUACCUGUACUACAGUACUAUUAAGCUGAACUACUAUUAACAUCUGUAACCUGACAGUUCCUUGUUGUUAUUCCCCAGGAACACAUGAUCCAGAACGAGGUGUCCAUCCUCCGUUGUGUCAAACACCCCAACAUCGUCCUGCUGAUCGAGGAAAUGGACACCUACAGCGAGCUCUACCUGAUCAUGGAGCUGGUCAAGGUGAGUUGACAGGACAGUUAGAAGAACAGAAAAUAUUUGGAGACAGGUUUAGAGAGAGAAACAGAGAGGAAAGGGCACAGACAGUCAUCGGAGCUUAGACCGCUACACCAGACUCCAGCAAGCUGGUCAAGAUGAGCUGUACCUGAUCAGGCGUUUCAUAGAUUACACCCUGUUAUGGAUAGAGUAAUGCAGGCUAAUACUGUUCAUUACAAUUAUGCGUGUUGUAAGGUGUAAUGUGUGUAUCGAUCCACAGGGGGGUGACCUGUUUGAUUCCAUCACCUCCUCUACUAAAUACACAGAGAGAGAUGCUAGUGGGAUGCUUUAUAACCUGGCCAGUGCCAUCAAGUACCUGCACAGCCUCAACAUCGUACACAGAGACAUCAAACCUGAGAACCUGCUGGUGAGUGUGUGAGUGUGUGUGUGUACAUUAUAUUUUUGUGUGUUUGUUUAUUUAUGUUUAUAUAUAGCCGGGAUUCAAUGCAAGGUGUGUUAUAGUGCGGCACACCAUACAAUGCACCUUUUAAACGCCUGAUGUUCAGGGAGCUACGCAUUUAGACUCAACCAUAAAUUACCUUUAAAAGUCUGUAACGCGCCCUCCAUUAAAUCCUGGCCUAUGCUUCACUGUGUCCCAGGUGUAUGAGCAUCAGGAUGGUAGUAAGUCUCUGAAGUUGGGAGACUUUGGCUUGGCUAGCCUGGUGGAUGGACUCCUCUACCUGGUCUGUGGCACCCCCACCUAUGUAGCACCUGAGAUCAUCGCUGAGACAGGGUACGUCUAUGUGUGGCAGGUGUGUGGCAGGUGUGUGACAGGGGUUUGAUGUUGUCCUCUGACAGGUGUGUGUAUUGUCCUCUGACAGGUACGGGCUGAAGGUUGAUAUCUGGGCAGCUGGAGUGAUCACAUACAUCCUGCUGUGUGGCUUCCCUCCCUUCAAUGGGUCUGUGCUGCUCUAUGAUACCUAGAUAGACAAUACCAUUAUAACCCUUCAGUGGGUCUGUGCUGCUCUAUGUCUUAUUUGUCAUAGGCCGGGAUUCAAUCCCAGGCACACUCUAGCUCAUUGCACUAGACUACCGACAAUAAGCCUUUUAAAGGCAUUUUCCCAGACAUUUGCAGAGAUCGCAUUCAUAGUAAAAGCUUCUCAUGUCGGCUGAAGCGUAAAUUACCUUUAAAAGUCAGUGUUAGUGUGCUGCGCUAUAACGCGCCUUGCAUUGAAUCCCGGCCAUAGUAUUUCAGCAUACCCAGAUAGAUGAUAACAUUAUAAUGCUGAUGAUGAUAAUAAAAUGAGACUUGCUGUCGUUUUUAUCCAGGAGCAGUGAGGACCAGGAGAUUCUGUUGGACCAGAUUCUAACGGGACAACUAGACUUCCCUUCACCAUCCUGGGACAACGUGUCUGUCACUGCAAAGGUCGGUCUAUGGUUCAAUCCCUGCACUUAGUGACAAAAUAAAUAAAUAUAUAUAUAUAUAUAUACAGUACCAGUCAAAAGUUUGGACACACCUACUUUUCUUUAUUUUUACUAUUUUCUACAUUGUAGAAUAAUAGUGAAGACAUCAAAACUACGAAAUAACACACAUGGAAUCAUGUAGUAACCAAAAAAGUGUUAAACAAAUCUAAAUAUAUUUUAUAUUUCAGAUUCUUCAAAUAGCCACCCUUUUCCUUGAUGACAGCUUUGCACACUCUUGGCAUUCUCUCAACCAGCUUCACCUGGAAUGCUUUUCCAACAGUCUUGAAGGAGUUCCCACAUAUGCUUAGCACUUGUUUGCUGCUUUUCCUUCACCCUGCCGUCCGAAUCAUCCCAAACCAUCUCAAUUGGGUUGAGGGCGGGGGAUGGUGGAGGCCAGGUCAUCUGAUGCGGCACUCCAUCACUCUCCUUCUUGGUAAAAUAGCCCUUACACAGCCUGGAGGUGUGUUGGGUCAUUGUUCUGUUGAAAAACAAAUGAUAGUCCCACUAAGCCCAAACCAGAUGGGAUGGCGUAUCGCUGCAGAAUGCUGUGGUAGCCAUGCUGGUUAAGUGUGCCUUGAAUUCUAAAUAGAUCACAGACAGUGUCACCAGCAAAGCACCACCACACCAUAACACCUCCUCCUCCAUGCUUUAUGGUUGGAACUACACAUGCGGAGAUCAUCCGCUCACCCACACCGCGUCUCACAAAGACAUGGCGGUUGGAACCAAAAAUUUCAAAUUUGGACAAAUUUCCACCGGUCUAAUGUCCAUUGCUCGUGUUUCUUGGCCCAAGCAGGUCUCUUCUUCUUAUUGGUGUCAUUUAGUAGUGGUUUCUUUGCAGCAAUUCGACCAUGAAGGCCUGAUUCACACAGUCCCCUCUGAACAGCUGAUGUUGAGAUGUGUCUGUGACUUGAACUCUGUGAAGCAUUUAUUUGGGCUGCAAGUUCUGAGGCUGGUAACUCUAAUGAACUUAUCCUCUGCUUGAUGGUUUUUGCGACUGCACUUGAAGUUCUUGAAAUUGUCCGUAUUGACUGACCUUCAUGUCUUAAAGUAAUGAUGGUGUGCAAAGUGUGCAAAGCUGUCAUCAAGGCAAAGGGUGGCUAUUUGAAGAAUCUCAAAUAUAAAAUAUAUUUAGAUUUGUUUAACAAUUUUUUGGUUACAACAUUAUUCCAUAUGUGUUAUUUCAUGGUUUUGAUGUCUUCACUUACAUUUUACAAUGUAAAAAAUAGUAAAAAUAAAGAAAACCCUUGAAUGAGUAGGUGUGUCCAAACUUUUGACUGGUGGUGUAUAUAUAUAAAUUGAUUGAUUUACUGUAGGAGCUGAUCACAGGGAUGCUGCAGGUGAAGGUGGAACAAAGAUACACAGCUCUGCAGGUUCUGGAUCACCCCUGGGUCAAUGUGAGUACCUAGAACAUACUACAUAGAACAUACAUAUAGUAGGUGUGUGUGUGUUCCUUGACCAGCUCUAUCAGAGGUUCUGUCUGUGUUCCAGGAUGAUGGGCGAUUAGUGACCGACCAGCAGCUGUCUGUGGCUGGGAAGAUUAAGAAACACUUCAACACUGGUCCUAAAGCCUGCAGCACCACCGCCGGAGUGUCUGUUAUCACAGUAAGGAUCCCUCUUAGUCAUUCUUACUCAAGGCUGUGUAGGUGUUUAGGACUGUUCAGAAUGUGUACAGCCCAAAACAUUAGGUUCUUCACAUGUAACCCUGACAGCUAAUGCAUGUCCUCUUCACCCUCAUCUCUCUCUAUCUGCCUCUUUCUCCCCUUCUCUCUGUCCCUCACUCCUCUCUCUCCCUCUCUCCUCUCUCCCUCUCAGACCACCCCUCUUGAUAAGGAGCAACAGGUUUUCAGACUAAGACACCAGCAGGAUGUGAGGUUGAAGCCCCGCCCCCAGAUCCGCCCCCAACCCCAAAGCUCCGCCCAAAGCUCCAACAACCCUGCCCUUUCUCCCGCUGACUUCACUUCAGAGUCAGAAGAUUACUCCCCCAGCCCCUCCCCCACCUCCCCUAGCUCAGCUGACACCGUCCGCUCCCCCACCUCCCCCACCUCCCCCUUCUAG